CUUGUUGCUGCGCUGGGGCCGGGGCUUGCGGAGCCUGCGCUGCGGCCCGCGGCCUGCCCCGUGGGGGCCUGGGGAAGACGGCUGAGACGCGGGGUCCCCUUCCUGUUCCUUCUCGCCCGGCUCCGGGCCCUCUGGACGAGCCUCGCCGGUCAGUGAUGUUUAGUGAGUUGAGCUACGCUCCUUCACAAAGUUCCCGCGGCAGCCAUUCCCACCCCAGCAGCCAUAGACCAGCCUCUCCCUACCCAUUUUGGGAUUCAUCGUUGCUCUUUCUCACAUUUUCCUCUCCAAGCAAGCUGUUGGUAGUGGGUGAGCGGUGGAAAAGGAUAAUUGGCUUUAUGUGGUGGACGCCUGGGGUCUGAGCACUGUUGGACUAGCUUGGAACCUGCAUUUUUAACCAUCAUUCCACACUGUACCCCAUCAUAAGAUCCAGUUCUUUAAGAAGCAAAAGUGGAGAAUCGGGAAAUAUUACCAGUGAUACUAGCAAUUUUUUUCCCAAUCAGGUGAUUUGUAAAUAUUUAAAUCAUACUAUGGGAUUGCUAGACCGACUUUCAGGCUUCCUUGGCCUAAGGAAAAAGGAGGUUCAUGUCUUAUGCCUUGGGCUGGAUAACAGUGGCAAAACGACAAUCAUUAACAAGCUGAAACCUUCAAAUGCUCAAUCUCAAGAUAUAGUUCCAACAAUAGGAUUCAGCAUAGAGAAGUUCAAAUCAUCCAGUUUGUCUUUUACAGUGUUUGACAUGUCAGGCCAAGGAAGAUACAGAAAUCUCUGGGAGCACUAUUACAAAGAUGGACAAGCCAUUAUUUUUGUUAUUGAUAGUAGUGACAAAUUGCGAAUGGUUGUGGCUAAAGAGGAGUUGGACACUCUUCUGAACCAUCCAGAUAUCAAACACCGUCGGAUUCCAAUCUUAUUCUUUGCAAACAAGAUGGAUCUUAGAGAUGCAGUGACCUCUGUAAAAGUGUCUCAGUUGCUGUGCCUAGAGAAUAUCAAAGACAAACCAUGGCAUAUUUGUGCUAGUGAUGCCAUCAAAGGAGAGGGGCUGCAGGAAGGCGUGGACUGGCUUCAAGAUCAAAUCCAGGCUGUGAAGACAUGAAAAGAUAGUCUGGAAACUCAGCAGUUUUGAACUCAAGGAAUAUAUCUAAGGCAUACUGAGGAAUUUAUUUUUUUAAAAAAUGUAUGUGCAGCCAAGAAUAUUGUUUCUUAGCCAAGAAUAUUUUAUUAUAUUCUGCUUGCUUUUAUGGAUGCUGAAUGAGCUUUUUAAGAAUGUAGGGCUUCUGGUAUGUUAAUCUGGCCAUUAAUUAUAUGAAAAUUAAAUUUUUCCCUUAAGAGAACUCCCUAGAAUUACCAACUUCUUAUAAAGGUCUACAUUUUAUUCUAAUUAGAAUGUAUAAAUAUCAGUUAUACACCAUCACAAUAUCCUAUCAUGAUGUAAGAUAUUUUUAAUGUAGUUUUAUUUUAAUUGUCUUUUUAAAGCUUAAUUUAUCAUAUAAUUGUAAUGUCCCCAGGGCUUGUGAAACAGAACAAAAUAUUUAUAAGGGACCACAGGUAGUUAAUAUAUUUUCUUUUUUUAUUGUGUCAUUAUCAAUAAAACCAAAAAACAAAAUCUAA
Jaculus jaculus (lesser Egyptian jerboa) is the source of this 1603-nucleotide messenger RNA. RefSeq names its product ADP ribosylation factor like GTPase 6 (gene Arl6). The record is from RefSeq and is a predicted model, not a curated record. The transcript is spliced from 10 exons. Gene Ontology annotation, molecular function: GTP binding; GTPase activity. Gene Ontology annotation, cellular component: axoneme; cytoplasm. Gene Ontology annotation, biological process: intracellular protein transport; protein localization to cilium; cilium assembly. Bases 528 to 1088 code for a protein of 186 amino acids. Lineage: Eukaryota; Metazoa; Chordata; Mammalia; Rodentia; Dipodidae.